AUGGGUACGAUCUGCGACGUCGUGGAAGGAAUUUACAGUAGCAUCCCAAAAGACUUGGACCAACCCUCGCGACUGCGGAGGCUUUCGCGGCGAUUAUUCGAAGGAACAGCCAGCGAGCUCGUCGCGAACGUGGAUAUGACACUCGACGAGUAUCUCGUUGCUCUUACAGGCCGCUGGGAAGCUAUUGGAUUUCUUCUCACCCUUUUGGGUAUUUGCGCCGCGCACACAACAGUCGACGACCCGCCGUUCCGCGGCUUUGGCUUCUCUGCUACCGAUCACAAAAAUCUCGGAAUUCUGGCCACUGCUGGCAGUAAUUUAUGA
Molecule: messenger RNA, 321 nt
Organism: Penicillium nucicola
Lineage: Eukaryota; Fungi; Ascomycota; Eurotiomycetes; Eurotiales; Aspergillaceae
Exons: 1
Coding region: 1-321 (106 amino acids)
Source: RefSeq, a predicted model, not a curated record